Molecule: messenger RNA, 1889 nt
Organism: Hippoglossus stenolepis (Pacific halibut)
Lineage: Eukaryota; Metazoa; Chordata; Actinopteri; Pleuronectiformes; Pleuronectidae
Gene: inpp1
Product: inositol polyphosphate-1-phosphatase
Exons: 6
Coding region: 330-1472 (380 amino acids)
Biological process (GO): phosphatidylinositol phosphate biosynthetic process
Molecular function (GO): inositol-1,4-bisphosphate 1-phosphatase activity
Source: RefSeq, a predicted model, not a curated record
AGUUACGCCCUGACCGCAGCAAAGCGGCUCCACUUCCGGUCGGCCGCUCCCUGUGAAACACACCGUGCUCCCCCGCCGGUGACGCAACAAGCGGGACCUUGUGGGUGUCGGCCGUGUCGUGCAGCCCCUCCCCCGCGUAGGAAACGCGCAGUGACGUAGAGAAACCAGCGCAGACGGAUCCGUUGCUUUUGACCGAGAUCCCUGAUACCGCCUGUUGUUCACAGAAACUAGAAGUGCCUUGCCCCGGUCCUGCCGCAUCAAUCUGCCCGUCUGAGGUGACUGCAGGGCGGCGAGCGGAGACACAGCUCCCGGGAGACGCGGUGUUAGGCAUGGCUGAGCUGUUGAGGCUGUUGCUGCGCGUGGCUGAGAAAGCGGCUAACGUGGCUCGGGUGUGCAGGCAGGAGGCUCCGCUGUUUCAGCUCCUCGUGCAAGAGAAGACGGGAGAUGACAAGAACAAGAAGUUCGUCCAGGACUUCAAGACGCUCGCCGACGUGGUGAUCCAGGAGAUGAUCCGACAUGAUGUCGGCACUCAGUUUCCUGAAAUGGCUGACUUCAUUCAUGGAGAGGAGUCCAACAAGUUUGAGAAUGGGCUUGGAGAGAGCGUGAUUGUCACGGUGUGCGGUACGGAGGAGGAGACCGCGGCGCUGCUGGCCACGGUGCUGGACGGCGACCGCACGGCGGCGUCUCUGCUUGCUCGAGCCAUCCACCAAAACCCUGCGACCUCUGACGCCAGCACAGAGGGUCUGACGGUGCCCCUCAGCCCCUCCGAGCUCGGCAUCUGGAUCGACCCCAUAGAUGCCACCAGUCAGUACAUAGAGGGCCGAGAGGAGGUGCUGGAGGAGGGUCACCUGUUUCCUUCAGGUCUGCACUGUGCUUUGGUUCUGAUCGGGGUUUACCUCCGGAGCACAGGCGAGCCCGUCAUGGGCGUCAUCAACCAGCCGUUCAACUACAAAGAUCCCUCAAAUGGACGCUGGAGGGGGAAACACUUCUGGGGCGUGUCCUGUGGCGACAUUAACAUCUGCUCGCUGUCGCGGCCCAAAUGUGGAUCAGGAAAGGGACGAGGCCUCUCAGCGGUGCUGAGCUCCAGUGAGAAGCAGGUGGUGAAGGAAUCCUUGACUUCACUGUGCGGCCCUGAGAAGCUCAUGUAUGCCUCCGGAGCCGGCUACAAGAUCCUGUGUGUCAUCCAGGGCCUCGCUGACGUCUACGUCCUCUCAGAGGGCAGCACCUUUAAGUGGGACUCCUGUGCUCCCCACGCCCUGCUCCGAGCCCUCGGAGGGGGAGUGGUGGACCUGAGUAAGAGUCUGCAGUCUGCCUCUGAAGCACAGGAUGGCCAGGCAGAACUGACCUAUCACCAGUCUCAAACUGAGUGUAAAGGAGCUGACCGCUGGGCCAACCAGGGAGGCCUGGUGGCGUAUCGAGACUGUUCUCAGCUCCACAGCAUCCUCGCAGCUCUGAAAGGGAAGUUGUUGUAAAGAGUGGAUCUGAUCAUCAAACGCUGAAGCAGUUAUUGUCACAUAUAUGAUCAUAUAAAUGUUUUUCUAUGAUAGAGAAGAGGUUUUCUGUGAAGGAUGAAAUAUUUUAACUAUAAGUAAUACUCUUAUUUUUAACCAGAUAUAAAUAUAUAUAUGCAAGAGUAUAUUUUACUUCAGGUCUGGGCCAAAUAAUAUUCGCAAAUACUGUUUUAUUUUCAAUCAUUAUCAGAGGUUCCCAAAAUGGAGGUCAGCCCCGUUUGGAUGGAAAACGUUUGGCAGAAGAAAACUUGAAUUAAUCUAAUUCCUUUGGAAACGAUGCUGACGUGAUGUGAGACAAAAUGAUUGGAAAGCAAAAUGACCUGUGUUGUACAAUAAUUCUGUUUUUAAAGGGAAUUAAACAUGUCAGUUCAACCAGGA